This is a messenger RNA of Hevea brasiliensis (rubber tree), 727 nucleotides long. Its product is annotated as NADH dehydrogenase [ubiquinone] 1 alpha subcomplex subunit 8-B. The transcript has 3 exons. Bases 173 to 493 code for a protein of 106 amino acids. The record is from RefSeq and is a predicted model, not a curated record. Lineage: Eukaryota; Viridiplantae; Streptophyta; Magnoliopsida; Malpighiales; Euphorbiaceae. Gene Ontology annotation, biological process: mitochondrial electron transport, NADH to ubiquinone.
AAUAGGUGUUAUCCUAUUCCUCUACCCCUUAGCGCACACUAGGAUUGUCCAUUCCCUUUCCCUGAUUUCCUAGCACCUGAACGAUCUCGUUUCCUUUCUCUUCUCCAUCACUCGAGAGGCUGUUUCUCCGUCUCUCAGUAGCGACGAGGAGAGUUUCUAGAAUCGGUUAGAGAUGGCGAGUGCGGUGGACGCUACGGGUAAUCCGAUCCCCACAUCGGCGGUGUUGACGGCGUCAUCAAAGCACAUAUCGACGAGAUGCUUACAGGAAAAUGUGGCUUUUCUCAAGUGCAAGAAGAAGGAUGCGAACCCGGAGAAAUGCCUUGAUAAAGGCCAGGAAGUCACUCGCUGCGUCCUUGGCCUGAUGAAAGAUCUUCACCAGAGGUGCACAAAAGAGAUGGAUGCUUACGUUGGUUGCAUGUAUUACCAUACAAAUGAAUUUGAUUUGUGUCGCAAAGAGCAGCAAGCAUUUGAGAAAGUAUGCCCUUUGGAAUGAUUGGCAAACUGAACUUGUAAAGCCGUAAUUGCAAUAAUUAGAGCAGUUUGCAAUGAGCAAAUACUGUUGUUGCAUACAUUUUUCUUGUGUCUUGAAAUGAAUCAUCUCCCUUUUGUACGGCUUAGAUCGUUCUUCGAAGAUUGCUUCAAAUCAAGAAAGAUGGGACCUUGCCUCCAUUUAAGCAUAAGGAUGUUGAUUACAUUAUUUGCUUUUACAGUAUUCAGUUUGAAUUUA